This is a messenger RNA of Trichoderma gamsii, 615 nucleotides long. RefSeq lists its product as hypothetical. NCBI's taxonomy places the organism in Eukaryota, Fungi, Ascomycota, Sordariomycetes, Hypocreales, Hypocreaceae. The coding region runs from base 1 to 615 and encodes 204 amino acids. The transcript has a single exon. The record is from RefSeq and is a predicted model, not a curated record.
AUGCUGUCUUCUUGGAUCCUUCCCGUCAUCUUAGCGAUGUCGUCUUCCGCUACAGCAGGCGUUACUCGCGUCACUUCUGCCACUCCCAGCUACUUCCAAAAACGCGACUGUGAGACGUUCCAAUAUGAUGCCGGCAGCGUCCAUUUGGGCUCUUGGUGUGUCAUUGGUGUUGGACCACCAAGCCUGAAGGUGAGGCAGACCGGCAUCGGUGUCUCUGGACUUGGCUGCCUGCCACAGGUCUUCUUUGUGAACGAAAAUGGAGAGCACCGCGCUACCAAACCAUGCUCUGUUGACCCUCAGGAUAUCGAUGAUGGUACCAAGGGCUUCACAGAGGCUUUUGGAGACGAUUUCUCCUGUGGGUCACUCUCGAGCUUCAGCAAUCUCGACAGCAUCCAAGUAAACGGGGGUGAUGACAACACCAUGAACAUCAUCUACCACUUCAGCAACGGUCACAGCUACAAUGCUCAAUGCACUGGGGAAGGUGUUGACUUCUGUGAGGCAGGCAACAUUGGAGAACCCAUCACUGGAGGAUUGUUGAACUGCCCACUUCCGGCCGAGGCCAUCUCUAUCAACUCUUGCGACGAAUGCUGCGGCGAUGUCAUCCAGGGCUGUUAA